UAUCUCGCACAGUGAGGUUGAGGUUAGCGCAAAGAUUAAUUUCUUUUGUAAAGAGUUUUCUUGUUGGUCGAGGGAAAAUCGAAACAUGAGUACUUUUUCUGAAAUUGAAAAGCAAACUCUUUCAGCAGAGCAUCAGCUCAAGCUUCUAAAGUCGGAUAUUGAGGAAUUACAACAGGGUAUAAGCGAAGGAGUUCCACAUUCAAGAUGUGAUGAGGAAAUUCAGAAGCUUCAAACAGAAAAUAUCAAACUGAAGCAUCGCUUGAAGAUUUUACUGAAUGCAAUUGAAAAGUAUCCGUCUAAUAAUCAGUGCACCGAAAUGGAAAGCAUUCAUAUUCUAUUGAAUAAUUUAUUCUCAGAAGCUAUACAAAAAGCUUUUCCUGAUUUAACAGAAGCACCUGUUGUUAUUAAUUUAUCUGGUAAUAAUGUAAAAUUUGGUGAUUAUCAAUGUAACUCUGCGAUGCCAAUAUCCAAUAUGCUGAAACAAGUUGGAAAAAAAGUAUCACCUAGGGAUGUUGCCAAUGAUAUUCUCAAGAAUCUAUCGCCUCAUGAAAGUAUUGAGAAGUUAGAGGUGGCUGGACCUGGCUUCAUAAAUAUUUUUUUGAAGAGAGAAUAUGGACUCACCAGAUUAUCUACAAUAUUCUCCCAAGGGUUGAAACCGCCAAAACUUGAAAAAGCAUUGAGGGUAAUUGUGGAUUUCUCAUCUCCUAAUAUUGCCAAAGAAAUGCAUGUUGGUCACUUGAGGUCUACCAUUAUUGGUGAGAGUAUAGCUCGUUUAUUAGAAUACCUAGGCCAUGAUGUCCUUCGACUGAAUCAUGUUGGAGAUUGGGGUACUCAAUUUGGUAUGCUAAUUGCUCAUUUGAAGGAUAAAUUCCCAAACUAUCUAGAAAAAUUACCACCAAUUGGAGACCUACAAGCGUUUUACAAAGAAUCCAAAAUUCGAUUUGAUAGUGAUGAAGAAUUUAAAAAAAAGGCAUAUGCUAGUGUUGUGAAGUUGCAGUCUUUUGAAGAGGACCAUGUGAAGGCUUGGAAAAUGAUAUGUGACAUUUCAAGGAAAGAAUUUGAAAAAAUUUAUAAGCGAUUAGAUAUUACCUUGGUGGAACGUGGUGAAUCAUUUUAUCAGAAAUAUAUGGAAGAAAUAGUGAAAAAGUUAGAGGAAGGGGGUUACUUGAUUGAAGAUGAAGGAAGAAAAAUUCUUUGGGCAGAAGAACCUGGUAAUGGCAUACCAAUGACUAUUAUAAAGUCUGAUGGUGGUUUCACUUAUGAUACCUCUGAUAUUGCGGCCAUGAAACAUAGAAUCCAGAAUGAAAAAGCAGAAUGUAUAAUUAUAAUAACUGAUGCAGGACAAUCGACUCAUUUUAAGACUUUAUUCAAAUGUAGUCAAAAACUUGGAAUAGUGGAUCCAAAGAAACACAGGUUGGAUCAUAUUGGUUUUGGAGUUGUAUUGGGUGAAGAUAAAAAAAAAUUCAAGACCAGAUCUGGUGAUACAGUGCGCUUGGUAGAUCUACUUGAUGAAGGACUACGUAGGGCAUUAGAUAAAUUGAAAGAAAAAGAUAGGCAUUCUGUUUUAACACAAGAAGAGCUUGAAAAGGCUCAAACUUCUGUAGCUUACGGUUGUAUCAAAUAUGCUGAUUUAUCUCAUAAUCAUAACCAUGAGUAUGUUUUCUCAUUUGAUAAAAUGUUAGAGGACAAGGGAAACACUGCUGUUUACCUUCUUUAUGCUUACACACGUAUCAAAUCAAUAGCCAGAAAUUCAAAUUUAUCUCCAGAGGAUAUUAAGGACUUGGCCACAAAACAUUUCAUUUCGUUAGAACAUGAGAAAGAAUGGAAAUUGGGCAAAGUAUUAUUACGUUUUCCAGAUGUGCUCAUUAAAAUUACUAAAGAUCUGUACUUACAUUGUUUGUGUGAAUAUUUAUAUGAAAUUGCAACAACAUUUACGGAAUUUUAUGAUGCUUGUUAUUGCAUUGAAAAAGAUUCCUCAGGUGAUAUUGUCAAGAUAAAUUAUGGAAGGAUUUUGCUAGCCGAAGCCACAGCUCUAGUUAUGGAAAAAUGCUUCCAUAUUCUUGGUUUGAAUCCGGUUGAGAAAAUGUGAUUUCAUGUGAAAUAAAAGACCUGUUCGAAUAAAA
Molecule: messenger RNA, 2123 nt
Organism: Coccinella septempunctata (seven-spotted ladybird)
Lineage: Eukaryota; Metazoa; Arthropoda; Insecta; Coleoptera; Coccinellidae
Gene: ArgRS
Product: arginine--tRNA ligase, cytoplasmic
Exons: 5
Coding region: 86-2089 (667 amino acids)
Biological process (GO): arginyl-tRNA aminoacylation
Cellular component (GO): cytoplasm
Molecular function (GO): ATP binding; arginine-tRNA ligase activity
Source: RefSeq, a predicted model, not a curated record